AUGGAGGUUGGCCCUACAGCAGCCAGCAGCAGCUCCCCGGCUGGCACCGGCUGGCUGGAUGUCACUUUUGUCACCUGCACUGACACCGUGACUUUCACCGAAGUGCUGGAGGAAGAGGAGUGGAAAUCCUUUUACUACUCCUUUAAGACAGAGCAGCUGGUGACUCUUUGGAUCCUCUUUAUUGUUACUAUUGCUGGAAAUGCCAUCGUGCUCUUCUCUACAUGGAGAAGGAAGCGGAAAUCUCGAAUGACCUUCUUUGUUACACAGCUGGCAAUCACAGAUUCAUUCACGGGACUCAUAAACAUAAUGACUGAUAUCAUCUGGCGCUACACAGGAGAUUUCAUGGCCCCUGACAUCGUCUGCAGAGUCGUCCGCUACUUACAGGUGGUCCUCCUCUAUGCUUCAACCUAUGUCCUCGUGUCACUGAGCAUAGACCGGUAUCAUGCCAUAGUUUACCCCAUGAAGUUCAUGCAAGGAGAAAGACAGGCGAAAGUUCUUAUUGGAGUGGCCUGGAGCCUCUCUUUCCUGUUUUCAAUACCAACUCUGAUAAUUUUUGGGAAACGACAGCUCUCCAAUGGGGAAGUGCAAUGCUGGGCUCUGUGGCCAGAUGAUUCCUACUGGGUCCCCUACAUGACGGUGGUUGCUUUCCUUGUGUACUUCAUUCCUCUGAUCAUUAUCAGUGUCAUAUACUCAAUCGUGAUUCGAACCAUCUGGAUGAAGAGCAAAGCUCAGGCUGCCAUUAUAUCCAGCUGCACAGAUGGCAGAACCUCUGCUGGCUACACCAGUCGUGGGUUCAUAUCCAGAGCAAAAGUGAAAGCCAUCAAGUACAGCAUUGUAAUUGUUCUUGCAUUCGCUCUCUGUUGGAGCCCCUACUUUCUGUUUGAUAUCCUGGACAACUUCAACAUCCUCCCCGAGACCAAAGAGCGCUUCUAUGCAUCCGUGAUAAUUCAAAACCUGCCAGCCCUGAACAGUGCCAUCAAUCCCCUCAUCUACUGCCUCUUCAGCAACCACCUCUGCACCCCCUUUGAGGAGAGAAGAACACGAAGGUUGGAGGGGACUUUCCGGGACCGGAGUGAUGGAGGGCAGGAGAUGCAGGUCCUGUCCAAACCAGAAUACAUCUAG
Messenger RNA from Centrocercus urophasianus (Greater sage-grouse), 1122 nucleotides. It is a transcript of the gene NPSR1, whose product is annotated as neuropeptide S receptor 1. Gene Ontology annotation, biological process: positive regulation of release of sequestered calcium ion into cytosol; neuropeptide signaling pathway. The record is from RefSeq and is a predicted model, not a curated record. Gene Ontology annotation, cellular component: membrane; cytoplasm. Lineage: Eukaryota; Metazoa; Chordata; Aves; Galliformes; Phasianidae. The transcript has 9 exons. Gene Ontology annotation, molecular function: neuropeptide receptor activity; vasopressin receptor activity. The coding region runs from base 1 to 1122 and encodes 373 amino acids.